Messenger RNA from Marmota flaviventris (yellow-bellied marmot), 760 nucleotides. RefSeq names its product troponin I2, fast skeletal type (gene Tnni2). NCBI's taxonomy places the organism in Eukaryota, Metazoa, Chordata, Mammalia, Rodentia, Sciuridae. The record is from RefSeq and is a predicted model, not a curated record. Gene Ontology annotation, cellular component: troponin complex. Gene Ontology annotation, biological process: skeletal muscle contraction; cardiac muscle contraction.
CCCGGGCCCACCAGCCUACUCUCCACUGCCGGCCUGACCUCGCUCCCAGCCCUGCUGCCCCGACUCUAGGCUCGGAGCUCAAGACCUCAGGAUGGGGGAUGAGGAGAAGCGCAACAGGGCCAUCACGGCCCGGAGACAGCACCUGAAGAGCGUGAUGCUCCAGAUCGCGGCCACGGAGCAGGAGAAGGAGAAGGCCCGCCGGGAGACGGAGAAGCAGAACUACCUCUCCGAGCACUGCCCGCCACUGCACCUCCCGGGCUCCAUGGCCGAAGUGCAGGAGCUGUGCAAGCAACUGCAUGCCAAGAUCGAUGCGGCUGAGGAGGAGAAGUACGACAUGGAGGUGAAGGUGCAGAAGAGCAGCAAGGAGCUGGAGGACAUGAACCAGAAGCUGUUCGACCUGAGGGGCAAGUUCAAGAGGCCCCCGCUGCGCAGGGUGCGCAUGUCCGCGGACGCCAUGCUCAAGGCGCUGCUGGGCUCCAAGCACAAGGUGUGCAUGGACCUGAGGGCGAACCUGAAGCAGGUCAAGAAGGAGGACACAGAGAAGGAGCGGGACCUGCGCGACGUGGGUGACUGGAGGAAGAACAUCGAGGAGAAGUCUGGCAUGGAGGGCCGGAAGAAGAUGUUCGAGACGGAAUCCUAGGCCGCCUGCCGCCCCCCCCCAACCCCAGUGCCCAGCUGGGGAGGCGCCCGACGCCCAGCCCAGCCCCAGGGGCAGCUGGCCUUGGCCUCGUGCCCGUGGUCAAUAAAGGAUGGAAACCCA